AUGAUUGAAAAAUACUAUGGUCAGAAAUUGAAAAAUCACAAAAACUAUAAUUUAAUUCUUCUGAAUUCCCAUCAUGUUCUCAAUGGAGUUAGGCCAGUUGUUCCUGGUUUAAUUGAAAUAGGAGGAAUACAUGUAAAUUCUACUAAAAACAAACUCCCACAGCAUAUCGAAAGAUUCAUAGAUGAAUCUGAUCAUGGAGUUAUUGUGUUCAGCCUAGGGGCACAAACGAAAUCCACAUCACUGUCUGGGAGGAAACAAAAUAUUCUUAUUAAUGUUUUUUCCAAACUGAAACAAAGAAUUAUUUGGAAGUACGCGGAAAGACAUGACAAGGUAAAGGCGGUAAUAUGUCACGGUGGAAAUUUGGGUAUGAUAGAAUCUAUUUUUGCUGGCAAGCCAAUGGUGGUUAUACCGAUUUUAGCAGAUCAAAGAUUAAAUGCAGUUGCAGCAAAAGAAGCAGGUGUUGCUGAAGUUUUGUCCUUACCUGACUUUGAUGAAGAAGAUUUAGAAAAAGCUAUAGAGAAUGUACUUAGCCAAGGGAUGCAAGAAAAAGCCAAGGAGGUGUCACAAGUUUGGCAUGAUCGGGAAAACUCUCCUUUACACACAGCUGUUUAUUGGACAGAAAGAGUUAUUAGAUGGGGACAUAAAUCACCCUUACAUUCACCAUCCAGAGAUAUGCCCUUGUAUCAAUAUCUUCUGUUAGAUGUCUUAGCAUUUAUUGUUUUGUUUGUAUCAAUAAUAAUAUUUUGUCUCGUAUUUAUGUCCAAAUGGAUAUUUUUGAAAAUGAAAACAACAUUCUGUACUUGA
Molecule: messenger RNA, 804 nt
Organism: Leptidea sinapis
Lineage: Eukaryota; Metazoa; Arthropoda; Insecta; Lepidoptera; Pieridae
Product: UDP-glycosyltransferase UGT5-like
Exons: 5
Coding region: 1-804 (267 amino acids)
Molecular function (GO): UDP-glycosyltransferase activity
Source: RefSeq, a predicted model, not a curated record